Messenger RNA from Naegleria lovaniensis, 1878 nucleotides. RefSeq lists its product as uncharacterized. Lineage: Eukaryota; Heterolobosea; Eutetramitea; Acrasida; Naegleriidae. The transcript is spliced from 2 exons. Gene Ontology annotation, biological process: activation of GTPase activity; nucleocytoplasmic transport. The record is from RefSeq and is a predicted model, not a curated record. Gene Ontology annotation, cellular component: cytosol; perinuclear region of cytoplasm; nucleus. Gene Ontology annotation, molecular function: GTPase activator activity; small GTPase binding. The coding region runs from base 1 to 1878 and encodes 625 amino acids.
AUGAAGGAAGACCAGUCCGCCCUUGCAUGCCAUACAAGGGUACCUCAAAUUUCAUCGUUGUACAACUUUCAAGAGGAUGGUUCGGACGAAAAUAAUAUCUAUUCCAUUUCUUUACUUUCUCCACCCACCACGUUGCAUUCAAUUUUACAUCUUUCAUCACCCGAAAAUGUUCCAAGAGUAUCCAUUAGCUUGCAAAAUAUUUCUCAAAAUUCUAUCCCUUCUAACAAUGGUUCUACUGAUGGAAAUAAUUCAACAGAUUUACUUCGGGAUGAAAUUUUGGGAUUUGAAGAAAUGGUAAUCUUUGCACCAAUGGCAAAGAAACACUCCAAUAUUUAUUUUACUCUAGAGCUAGGAAAAGAUGAUGGUACCGAGUUUGAUGAUCAAGAUGCUUAUCGGGAUGAAAACCGAUAUUCUCAAUUCAUUCAUCAUCUGGAAGAUUUUUCAUCAUUUAUUCAUAAUUACCAAAAUAUUAAUUACUUGAAUUUAAGCAAUUGCGGAAUAUCAGACGAUAAUGUUAACGUUCUUUCAUGCUUAAAAGAAUGUAGAUUGGUGCGAAAAUUAAACCUCUCUCGUAACGAGCUCGGAUGUACUUCUUUGAAAUAUUUAAGCGAGAAGCUAUUGAUUCAUGAGGUUAUGAAUUGCAAUUUAGAAGAAUUACUUUUAUCACACAACUUGAUUGGAAAUUUAGGACUCGUGGCCCUGAGCAAAUGGAUUUCUCAUAAUUCAACCCUGAGAAUACUCUCUCUAAAUGACAAUAAUUUUGAUUUUUUAGGUGUUAAGGCAUUGUGUUAUGGUAUGAUUUUAAAUAAUUCAAUUACAACCAUCGAUGUUUCAAACAAUAACCUUAAGAGAUGUCAUAUAUUAUUGAGCCAACUUGUACAAUUAUGCAAACAACUUCAAUCGAUAUCUUGUAAAAACACCUCCAUCUAUGAUCCAUCAUUUGAUCUCAACCUUAAAUCAUCGAAUAUAUUGCAUUUAGAUAUAGAAGGAAAUGAUUUAGGAGAUGAAAUUGUAAUGAAACUUGUUUCUUCACUGAUGCAUCAUCACUCCACCAUCUAUAGCCUCAAUCUAAAAAGAAAUAAGAUUUCCGAUCAAUCUAUGGAGAGUUUGAUCAAAUUAUUGAAACAUAAUAGUGGAAUAUCCAUUCUCGAUUUGAGAGAGAAUUUAUUGAGUGAGUCUUCAUGCGAGGUGUUGAAACAAGUCUCAUCGGGUGGUGCAACAACGCUAUUAGUCGAUACACAAUGUUCCAACAUGGUGGAGCAACACAACUGUCCAGACAUGAAGAACAACUCACCUCCAAUCAGUGAUAUGGAAAUUAGACAUGAAACAAUUCAUGACGAUACACCAUUAAACACUGAGAAAGAAGUCGUGAACGUGCAAUCCAAAUCAUCAGCAAAAGUCGAACAAGAAGUGAUUUCUGUGUCAUUGAUGAACCCAUUUCAAGAUCAACAAGAAAACUCCAAUAUUGUUAUAGUGUCUUCCACAGAAGAAGAAGAUAUUGUAGAUGCAUUUCUCAACAGUUAUUCUCCACAACCCAAAAGUGAGACUCGUGGCUAUCAACCUUCACCACCACACAUACCUUCAAUGGAAUCGAUUGAGCAUGAUCAAUCACAGCUACAGAUCACUUCUAAUGUUAAGGAUGAAGGACGAUCACCAAUGAACUUGUCCGAAUUCCAAACACCUCGUGUAAAAACGUUAUCCUUACCUAUUUCACAUUCACCUCAUCACCGUCAUGUAGACCUUUCUCAGUAUUCCAUCUCAAAGCUUAGAGGUCAAUAUGUUUCAAGUCCACCGACAUUGUCAUCCCACAACCAUUCAACAUUCCCAGAAAUGAUGAAAAACCUAACCACCUUUAAAACUGCACGACAUGAGUAUUAA